AUGUCUGGACGUAAAGAAUGGCCAGAAUUGGUCGGACAAACAUUCCAAGCAGCCUGUCAAAAAAUUUCAGAAUUUGAUAGUAGUUUAACUCCAUAUAAUGCGAGGAAUGGGCAACAAGACCGAAUGUAUGAUCCAACUCGUGUUGUGUGUGUCACAAACGACAACGAUAUUAUAACUGAAGUUCCAUAUUAUAAUUAUGAAUCAACAUAUGAUUCCAGGUUAUUACUUUCUGGUUAUGUUGUAUCAUCAGCUGAUCGUUUAUCGAAUUCUGUUACAACCAUAUCAAAAGAAGUUGAACGAUUUGGUGAAAUAUUUUCAUCAGAAAAUGAUGAUACUGUUGGAAUAUUUAUUAAUUUAAGGAAUUUUCUCAUUUAA
Molecule: messenger RNA, 375 nt
Organism: Rotaria sp. Silwood1
Lineage: Eukaryota; Metazoa; Rotifera; Eurotatoria; Philodinida; Philodinidae
Source: the annotation of a GenBank genome assembly